Molecule: messenger RNA, 558 nt
Organism: Lactuca saligna
Lineage: Eukaryota; Viridiplantae; Streptophyta; Magnoliopsida; Asterales; Asteraceae
Source: the annotation of a GenBank genome assembly
AUGUCUCACCGUUUCAUGAUUCUCGGCGGUCAAUAUUCACCCACGCCGACACCGCCAGAACCAACGCCGGACGACCACUACGUAAUCUAUAGCUCUCAGUUCUUUCUCUUCGUCGGCCUUGUCAUCAUCUUGUUUUUCUUACUUUGCCUUAUCGCCCUCAACGCCGCCGCUCGCUGCACCUGCUUCCGCUGGUUUUCCGGCAACACCGUUACAAACACCCAGAACGAUCACUUCUCGCUACCGGCUUCCAAGCUUCUGAGAAGCAUUCCGAAGCUCACGUACUCCGGCGAUUCCAUGACCGAGAGAUUCUCCGAUUGCGCCAUCUGCCUGACGGAAUUUGUUGUCGGAGACGAGACGACAAGGUGUGAUAGAUGCAAUGAGGUGCCGGUUGCCGGAGUGACUGGAGCUCAAUCUACGGCGGCGGAAAUGACGAGUGUUACGAUUGACAGCGUUACCUUCAUUGGAUUUAAAGAUCUAGUUUUGGCGAUGGGGGAGGUGGCGUUCAUAUCUCUGUUCGGUGACGGUGGUGGCAGCGUUUGUAUCUCCAAUCGAUGGUAG